This is a messenger RNA of Humulus lupulus (European hop), 687 nucleotides long. RefSeq names its product extensin-like. NCBI's taxonomy places the organism in Eukaryota, Viridiplantae, Streptophyta, Magnoliopsida, Rosales, Cannabaceae. The transcript is spliced from 3 exons. Bases 1 to 687 code for a protein of 228 amino acids. The record is from RefSeq and is a predicted model, not a curated record.
AUGGGUCGCAUGAAGUAUAUUGCUCGCAGAAAGAAGAGAACAGCCAAUUCUCCUUCUAACCAGCCUGCCCCUUACACCGAAGAGCCUUCUACAAAUCCCCAACCUAUAAAAAUUGUACCACCCAAAAUCCAAACUAAAGCCCGACCUCGCGACGGCCUUAGGCCAGGGGUUGAAUGGUACGUUGCGCCUCCUAGCAUCGUAUCAGCUAGGAUGGAUGUGAGGGAGUCUACAGUAGGAAAUGCUACUGGAGGAGAGAUCCCCGAGCAGCACCAGGAUGUGUCACAGCCUCCAAGAAGGCGGGCAACAGGAGUGACCAUCAGGGAACCUUCCAACAUCCCACGAGCUGCUACUAUUCUGACCCAACACGGGAAGGGCAAGCAGAAACUUCCAAAAUACACCGAGUCCAUACUCGAGUCUUCUGACGAGAAUGUCAUGAAUUCUAGAGAGGCAUUUGAUCGGUACAGCAAACCCAAAGCCAAGACUUCUGCGAGCAAGAGAAAAGAAAGCAGGCAGCACCCUGGGGAAAGUAGCAGCGACCCUUCCAAGAAAAGGGCUCGAACUAAGGGCCCUCCUACACCUGUACAUUCCAAGGAAACUACUCCUUCUCCAGCUCCCGUCAACCUGACUCCCCCAGCUCCUGUCGACCCGACUCCUCCAGCUCUUGUCAACCCAACGCCUCCUGAUUAG